UUGAUGCAUUCAGAGAUGUAAGUUAAAAAUGUUAUUUUAAAUGUAGAAAACUGAAUCUUGUUUCAAGGAUGUGAAAUGGAGCCAUGGAGUCAUUCAAUAGGACUAAUGAUACUAUGAGCUGGCUUCUCUGUGAAACAGAAAAAAACAAAUUGUGUGUGUUAUUAUAUGUUUUUAUUCUAUCACUGAUAGCUGUCAUAAUAUGUGGAAAUCUUCUUGUGAUAAUUUCUAUCAUUUACUUUAAACAGCUCCACACUCCUACGAACUACCUUAUCCUCUCUCUGGCUGUGGCUGACCUGCUAAUUGGUGUUUUAAUAUUUCCUUUCAGUAUGACAUUCUCUCUAAUAGUGUGUUUGUCUGCAUACACUUUACUUUGUAACAUAAGAAGCACUUGUGAUAUAACAAUAAGCAUAGCUUCCAUACUUAACUUGUGCUGCAUUUCUGUUGACAGAUAUUAUGCUGUCUGUCACCCUCUGGUUUAUAAAACUAAAAUAACUGAUUCUGUUGCUAUGAAGAUGGGCCUUGGGAGUUGGACUGUUGCUAUCAUGACUGGAAUUUGGUACUUCCUGAUGUUUUUUAUUCAGUAUGAAUGUGACACAGGCUGCAAUUCCACUCUGAUUAUCUUAUUUAUUAUUAUAUAUUACACCCCAACAACAAUUUUAGUGUGUAUGUACUGUAAAAUUCUCUCUGUUGCACUGAGUCAGGCACGCAGCGUCCAGAAUAAAACAAAGUCUGGAGCAGUUGCCAGUAAGGAGAGCAAGGCCACCAAGACUCUGACUAUAGUUGUUGGACUAUUCUUAAUUUGCUGGGCUCCUCUCAUUUUUAGUUACCCACUUUAUCCUCUGAGUAAUUUUAUAGUUCAUGUGCUUCUUGAACCAUUGAACUGGUUUUCACUUUCUAACUCAUUGCUUAAUCCCUUUAUUUAUGGUUUCUUUUACAGUUGGUUCAGAUCAGCUUUUAAAAUGAUCAUUUCUGGAAAAAUAUUUCAAGGAGAUGUUAGUAACACAAAAUUAUACUGA
Archocentrus centrarchus (flier cichlid) is the source of this 1016-nucleotide messenger RNA. RefSeq names its product trace amine-associated receptor 1-like. Gene Ontology annotation, cellular component: membrane. Gene Ontology annotation, biological process: G protein-coupled receptor signaling pathway. Gene Ontology annotation, molecular function: trace-amine receptor activity. The coding region runs from base 84 to 1016 and encodes 310 amino acids. Lineage: Eukaryota; Metazoa; Chordata; Actinopteri; Cichliformes; Cichlidae. The transcript has a single exon. The record is from RefSeq and is a predicted model, not a curated record.